Molecule: messenger RNA, 2190 nt
Organism: Penicillium chermesinum
Lineage: Eukaryota; Fungi; Ascomycota; Eurotiomycetes; Eurotiales; Aspergillaceae
Exons: 1
Coding region: 1-2190 (729 amino acids)
Source: RefSeq, a predicted model, not a curated record
AUGGCUAUAUGGCCAUUUGGCCGUCGGAACAAGCGGCACACGAUCCAGGUCAGCCCGGAGGACGUCGACACGCUUCAGGCGUCCUUCGUGGAGCCUACGCUGGUCCGCAAAUCUUCCCGUCGGUCUCCCAAGCGUCACAGCAACCGUGCGUCGCAUAGCGGUGACGGUGCAUCGAGCCCUCGUGGUGUGUCGCGCUCCAUAUCCCAACGCGCCGUUUCCUCCCACGAAUCUUCCCACGAGCCCGCCGCGCAAAUCGAGCCCAUGCAUAACACCGAGCCCCGCCCUCGACGACCACUGUCGGAAGUCGAAUCGUUAUUCAGAAACCAACCUCAAAAUGGACCCAAGAAACUUAGACGCCGACUCAGCAAGCGCAAAGCGCAUGAAAUCAUGCGCGAACGAGAGAUCAAAGCUCUGUCAUCGACGCCGAUCGAUAUUCCCUACGGAUUUGAUCACCCACGUCGACGAACCGGCCGACGCGUCGACCGCUACCAUUCUGAUAUCAGCUUAUCGAACCGAGACUCAAUCGCUUCCUCCCUGUCCGAUUCUUCCGAUAACUAUACGUUUAAGGUGAAUGGUUUUGCCCAGCUAACCCCUCGACCCGUGGUUCGGUACGUGGAAGCCCGGCCCCCGGCCGUCAGAAGCAACACCGCCCUUCCUGCCGGCCAAAUAAACAAAGAGAAACUCCAGAGCCACCCCGCGUCGCAGGAAGACCUGUACUUCUCCAAGCGACGCAUCAACGAGCUCGCCGAUUCCUUGGAUGCAAGCUCUCUACGCGAGUUGAUGGAGCGGGAUCGCCGACGUCGCGAAAAGCAACAACUUCUCGAGCAAGAGAAGCUGCGGCGCAAGUUACAAGACCGAGCAGAUGCGCAACGAGCCGAGGAGGCACGCCGAGCGGCCGAAGAAGCCCAGAAGGCAGCGGGUGAGCAGAAUGAUGUUGAGCCCACGGGGGACGACGUCAUUAUGGAACGUGAGGAGGAGCACAUGGAGCAGAACGUGGAGGAACCACCGGCCCCGUCAGCCGGCGAAGCACGAGAUGACUCCAAACAGACGGAUGGCGUCGACUCUAUGGAGGAAAGCGCUCGUGUUAUCGGCAACAUUGACGAUAGCUCCCUUCGUGCGCCUCAACUCCACAGCCAGCCAAGCUUCGCGCCUUCGCAGGAUAUGGCUACCUCACGUACCACCCUCUCGCCAACUCACUCUCUCCGCCAUGGAAUCAGUAGUCCUAGCCAUUCUCAAACAUUCGGAAUGGGCUCCGUCUCUGACCUCUCCGAGCGCCGUCCGUCCGACACCAGCGGUCGUCGCGCGAACGGAAAUACCAUUACCUCCCUUUUCCGCCGCGGCUCAUCCCGGCUCAAGAAACGAUACCGUGAGCGUUUCCACGACUCUAGCCCGGAGCCCUCCACCAAAAAUCCCUCGCAUGAAUCCUUCUGCCGCAUACAAACACAAUCUUCACCCCCUCCCACUGCCUCGAUCAUCCCGCCACGAGCCUUCAUCCCAACCGGAACGUUGAAGCGUUCGCGUUCCAAAUUCACCGAACACUUUGGCGAUGAACCCAUGUCGCCUCCCGACUCGCGUCUGCAGUCGCCAGAUAUCCCCGAAGAGGUCCCCGAGUCGUCCUUAGAGCAGGAACAGCCGAGCACCUUCCUGCACGGCCCAACACCGACCACCAGUGUUGACAUCACUAGCCCCCGUCAUCGGCGCCAUCAAUCUUGGACCGAAAGCGUCGAUGCCGAAUCAGACCACGUUCCUCUGUCACAAUCUCUCGCCUCUAUUGAUUCGGAAGGAUCCUGGAUGUCUGGCCAGUUCUUCCGUCGCAUGAACAAGACCAGCAGCCCGGUCCGAACCACCAUGGAUUCAUUUGCAUCUGCCGAGGGUGCUGUUGGAUCCGUCGACGGAAGCCGUCACUCGAUCGAUUCCCAUGCUACUGGUAGCCAUGGUCCUGAAGAGACCGAGCAAGAGAAGGAGAAUGAUGAGAGAUGGCAUCACGACGUGGGUCGCCGUCCCGUCCUCGUCACCCCCACAUCUCGCCCAAAAUCCGGCCACGCUAUACCGAAGACCGUUCCCUCUCUCUCUCCCAUCUCUGCCGAGGACGACACUAUCUCCGAGGAGGAUGGACCUCGUUCUGAUGAAGCGUCGUCUCCUCAGCCCCAGCGAGUGGCUAGUAUGCAUGGUGUCAUUGACCAUGUCUAG